CUGGAUCAAACACUGAUAAUCAGCUCCAGCUGCAGAACUCAGCCACCGUCAACUGUGAGUGAUCCAAUGUUUUCAUGUGGUUUUGACACCAGAUAUUGUGUUCGUCAGGAAGCUGCUGAAUUUCAGAUGACCUGAAGUUCGGAUUGCUGGCAGCUGACAUGCUAAAGGACUAAAAAACUCAAGUAGAGGAUCAACACUCUUGAAGGACUUCAUCAUUUUACAUACAGCUAAUUGCAUCCUGGUGGCUGCACCUUGUGAGGGGAAUUUCUAAAGGGAGCUACAGUCCAGAGGCCAACAUGGCUGACAGGGUGAAUUCAUUGCCAUUUUUCUAUGGAAACAUCACCCGUGAGGAGGCAGAGGACUACCUGCGGCAGACAGGCAUGGGCAACGGCUUAUACUUACUAAGACAAAGCCGAAACUAUCUCGGGGGUUUUGCACUGUCUGUUGCGCAUUCAGGCCGCUGCUACCACUACACCAUUGAAAGAGAACCCAAUGAAACAUAUGCUAUCGCUGGAGGUAAGAGUCACAGGAGCCCACAGGAUGUGAUUGAUUACCACUCCCAGGAGACGGAUGGCCUUGUGUGUCUGUUGAAGAAGCCCAGCAACAGGCCCAAGAACAUGCAGCCCAAGGUGGGGCCGUUUGAGGACCUGAAGGAGAAACUGAUCCGGGAGUAUGUAAAGCAGACCUGGAACUUACAGGGGCCAGCUCUGGAGCAGGCCAUCAUCAGCCAGAGGCCUCAGCUGGAGAAGCUCAUUGCCACCACUGCACAUGAAAAAAUGCCCUGGUUCCAUGGAUCCAUAACACGGGAGGACUCUGAGCCCAGGCUUCAAAAUGGCUCCCGUAUAAAUGGAAAGUUCCUGAUUCGACAGAGAGACAUGAAUGGAUCCUACGCUUUAUGUUUACUACAUGAAGGACAAGUCAUGCAUUAUCGUAUUGACAGAGACCGAGCCGGCAAGCUGUCUAUCCCAGAUGGCAAGAAGUUUGACACGCUGUGGCAGCUGGUAGAGCAUUACUCAUACAAACCAGAUGGCCUGCUGCGAGUGCUAACUGAUCCCUGUCAACGACCUGAGGGAGAAUUAGGACUUAUAGGCCGGCCUGCGCUACCACGGGACCAUCCUGGGAUAAGCUCUACUCUUCAAAAUGCAGCAGGUGGAAUUCUCUCCAGACUCAAAACUGUUCCCAUACCUGGCCGAAAAAAGCCGUCUCGUGAAUCUCGACACAACACCAGAGAAAAUCUCAAUCCUUAUGAAACCAGGAUGCCCACUAAUCAUGCAGGAAGCAAAGAGGCCAUGCCAAUGGACACAGAAGUAUAUGAGAGUCCAUACGCAGACCCAGAUGAACUGAGGAGUUCCACAGUGGAUCGCAGUCACCUCUUCCUGGAGGAUGGAGAACUGGGCUCUGGAAACUUUGGAACAGUCAUGAAAGGCAUCUACAAGAUGAGGAAGACAGAGAAACCAGUUGCAGUUAAAAUCCUGAAGAAUGAUGAUAACAACCCUUCAGUGCGUGAGGAAAUGCUGCGAGAAGCCAAUGUCAUGCAGCAGCUGGACAACCCUUACAUUGUCCGGAUGAUCGGUAUCUGUGAGGCGGAGAACCUCAUGCUGGUCAUGGAGCUAGCUGAGCUGGGGCCGCUCAACAAGUUCCUGCAGAGAAACAAGCAGACAAACAUAAAAAACAUCACUGAGCUGGUCCACCAGGUGUCCAUGGGAAUGAAGUAUCUGGAGGAGCAUAACUUUGUCCACAGGGACCUCGCUGCCAGGAAUGUGCUGCUGGUCACACAGCACUACGCCAAGAUCAGUGACUUUGGUCUUUCCAAAGCUGUCGCUGAGGAGCAAAACUACUACAAGGCUAAGGGUCAUGGGAAGUGGCCGGUGAAAUGGUACGCUCCUGAGUGCAUCAACUACUUCAAAUUCUCAUCCAAAAGUGAUGUGUGGAGCUUUGGGGUGCUCAUGUGGGAGGCAUAUUCCCUUGGCCAGAAACCAUACAAGGGAAUGAAAGGAAAUGAUGUCAUGCAAAUGCUUGAAAGUGGACAGCGCAUGGAAGCUCCACUUAACUGUCCACAAGAGAUGUAUGACCUCAUGAACGCCUGCUGGACAUACAAAGUGGACGAAAGACCCAAAUUCAGUGUUGUUGAGCCAAGACUACGGGAUUAUUAUUACGACAUUGCACAGUGAUUCUUCACAUGGAUGCUGUGAGACUAUGCAAACUGCUGGUUGAUAUGGAAAAACUGCAUUUAAUCAUGUAUGAAUGACUAAAAAUGAUUAUAAAUUAAAUGCUGUUGUAAAAUAUUGACUUAAACUGGAGAUUUAUUAUAACUGUUCAACAUAGACCAUAAUUAUGCAAAUGACUUUUAUUUUAUUACUUUUCUUGUUCUUUCCUGAAUGUGAACAAUAUGAAAGUUGUAGUAAACGUAUAUACUGUAAAUCCAGCUUAUAAAAUAAACAAAG
Molecule: messenger RNA, 2444 nt
Organism: Scomber scombrus (Atlantic mackerel)
Lineage: Eukaryota; Metazoa; Chordata; Actinopteri; Scombriformes; Scombridae
Gene: syk
Product: spleen tyrosine kinase
Exons: 14
Coding region: 297-2171 (624 amino acids)
Biological process (GO): macrophage activation involved in immune response; regulation of platelet aggregation; cell differentiation
Cellular component (GO): cytoplasm; extrinsic component of cytoplasmic side of plasma membrane
Molecular function (GO): ATP binding; signaling receptor binding; non-membrane spanning protein tyrosine kinase activity
Source: RefSeq, a predicted model, not a curated record